Messenger RNA from Besnoitia besnoiti, 1266 nucleotides. RefSeq names its product acid phosphatase GAP50. Gene Ontology annotation, molecular function: ferrous iron binding; acid phosphatase activity; ferric iron binding. The coding region runs from base 1 to 1266 and encodes 421 amino acids. The record is from RefSeq and is a predicted model, not a curated record. The transcript is spliced from 3 exons. Lineage: Eukaryota; Apicomplexa; Conoidasida; Eucoccidiorida; Sarcocystidae.
AUGGCGCGCGUUGCUUCGUCCCCUGCUGCCGCUGUGUCGCGGCGAGCGACAGCGCUUACUUCGGUCUUUUCUUUCGCUGUUCUCUUGGGAUUCCUGGCCAUUCCCGCUCCCGUCGCCGCUCAGCUCAAGUUUGUCGGUCUCGGCAACUGGGGCUACGGCACGAGCGGCCAGCAGACCGUCGCGGAGACCUUGAAGAAGGUUGCGGCCGCGGAGCACAUCAGCUUCAUCACUUCCCCGGGUUCCAACUUCGUCGGCGGAAUCUCGGGUGCGAACGACACCAAGUGGCAGACUCUCUACGAGGACGUUUACAGCGACGCCAGCGGCGCCCUGAAAAUGCCCUUCUUCACCGUCCUCGGUGUCGAAGACUGGAGCGGAAACUACACCGCCGAGGCCCUCCGCACGCAGCUCACCUACGAGGUCACCAGCGACCAGCUCAAGGACGGUCAGCUGAUGCCGGCCGAUGCUCAGGAGGCUGCGACAGCUGUCAAGACCGGCUACCCCAAGUGGACGCUUCCCAACUGGUGGUACCACACCCUGAUGCACUUCCAGGCCUCCACCGGAAGCGCAUUCAUCAACUCUGGUCACAAGGACAUGAGCGUCGGCAUGAUCUUCAUCGACACGUGGGUGCUGUCCUCUUCGUUCCCCUUCUCGAACGUGACUGCGCGCGCGUGGGCGGAUUUGGAGAAGACCCUGGAGAUCGCCCCGAAGAUCCUCGACUACAUCAUCGUCGUUGCCGAUCGCCCCGUCUACUCGAGCGGCGCGUCAAAGGGCGACUCGAUGCUUCAGUACUACCUCCAGCCUCUCCUCAAGAAGGCGAACGUAGACGCGUACAUCUCCGGUUACGACUACAGCCUGGAAGUCAUCUCUGACGAGAACAUCAGCCACGUGAGCUGCGGCGCUGGUGCGGCUGCGGCGGGCGCGUCGAUCGUCAAGCACUCGAACAGCCUGUUCUACGCGGGCGAGCCCGGUUUCUGCCUCUUUGAGUUGACGGCUGAGGGCCUCGUGACGCGCAUCGUGAGCGGGACCAGCGGCGAGACGCUCUUCUCGCACACGCAAAAGCUGAAGACUCGUCCCGAGCGCAAGUCGAUCGACGCCUUCAACCUGGUCAGCCAGCUGCCCGAGGUCCGCUACUGGCCAAUCCCCGAAAUGGGCAAGAUGCCUGGUCGCGACGUGUUUGUCCGCAUCGUCGGCACGAUCGGCCUCUGCAUCGCCACCUUCUUCCUCUCGCUCACCCUCGCCAGCGCGGUCUCUCGCUACACGAAAUAA